Molecule: messenger RNA, 1681 nt
Organism: Ceraceosorus guamensis
Lineage: Eukaryota; Fungi; Basidiomycota; Exobasidiomycetes; Ceraceosorales; Ceraceosoraceae
Product: Aminomethyltransferase folate-binding domain-containing protein
Exons: 4
Coding region: 121-1401 (426 amino acids)
Cellular component (GO): mitochondrial matrix
Molecular function (GO): protein binding
Source: RefSeq, a predicted model, not a curated record
AUGCCUGCCCUCCACCUUCGCAGCUUCCACCUCAUCUUCCGGUCUGGGCCAUCACCAUCGCUACCGCCAUCAUUGCUUUCUCCGCACCACAGCGCACACUGAAAAUCCUGCACCAGAAGAAUGUCGAGUAGCGCAUGGCAUGCAUUGCCACAGCGAGGUCAUCUGACCCGUCUGCUGAGCUCUUGUUCAUGUUCUCCCGCCGCCCGCCUUCCCGCCCUUGCUCCGCACUCUCAGCAGCAGCCCGCUCCUUCCAAGCUCAAACGCUGCUUGCACACCAGUCACGCACACGCACACGCACACGCACACGCACACGCACACGACAAUGACGCUCAGAUGACCGUACCUCAUAGGGCGCUAGUCAGCGUGCACGGUCCGCAGACGGUCAAGCUGCUUCAAGGUCUGCUCACGUGCAACGUCGCACCCGCCGCAUUCACCAUCGACGCACCUCCUCCUCCUUUGGCCCCUGAGCAAGCAGCGCCACCACCUCUCCUGUACGGAGCGUUCCUGCAACCUUCGGGUCGCAUGCUCGCCCCCGUAUUCUUGCAUCCUCAUCCGCAACGCUCUCGAUUAUCGCAAGAGACGGAUGGCGAAGCUGUGGUGUUGGAUCUGGACGAGCGAAAUUUGGAAGAGGUCAUGCAUCACAUUCGACGCUUCAAACUUCGUAGCAAGGUCAAGCUGGAUGCGCAACAUUUCAACAAGCAGUGGCGCGUCCAUGCGCAUUUGGCACUCGAUCAAAGUCAAGCGUCGAGUCUGCGAGCAGCAGGAGCAGCAGCAGCCAGGGAUGCCCGAACACCGCAGAUGGGUCAUCGCUUGCUGGUGCAGGCUGAGCGUGGCAAUGACGAUACAGGAGAUGCGCACACCGUUCAUCGCUAUCUUCAAGGAGUGGGCGAGGGUCCCAUCGAAUUCGUGCCCGGUGCAAGUCUGCCAUUGGAAGUCAAUGUGGACUGGAUGGGCGGAGUCGACUACAAGAAGGGCUGCUACGUCGGACAAGAAUUGACGGCGCGCACACAUCACACGGGCGUAGUCAGGAAGCGCGUCGUUCCCAUCACUCUGUACGAUCCUCAGCUCGGCCCUCCCUCCGAGCACGCUUACGACCCUUCAUUCGAUGCCACGACAACUUCGGGGGCAGAUGUGCGGUCUACGGGCGCGAGCAGCAGCAGCAGCAGCAGCAGCAGCGCGGCAAGGGGUCGAUCAGCAGGACGUCUGCUGGGUAGCAUUCACAACGUGGGACUGGCCUUGCUUCGUCUGGAACAAGUGCACAGGACGCUCUUGGCGCCAGGUGCGGAAAAUGCGCUCGAGAUGAGCGUACAGACGCAAGAUGGAAAGACGCUGGGCGUGAGACCUUGGAUACCGUAUUGGUGGCCAGAGCAUGCCAAGAAAGCCGAAGCGAGCGGCGAGUGAUCGCAACUCGCAAGCGACGAGAGGGAGGGGUGGGGGCCCAAAAAAGAGGUGAAAGAGCGGUACAGCGCGGAUGAUGAAAGAUCUGUCAAAGGCAUUCCAAGAUCAAUCGUCUGGAUACAAUGCUCCUGGGUUCAUGAUGUUGAGAGGGUCCAACGUGCGCUUUAGCGUACGCAAGAGGUCCACGGUGCCUUUGCCAAGCUCGCGCUCGAGCAGAUCUCGCUUGCCUCUACCAAUCCCGUGUUCCCCCGUGCACGUGCCUCCCAACGCUUGUGCGGCGUAC